Molecule: messenger RNA, 2339 nt
Organism: Thlaspi arvense
Lineage: Eukaryota; Viridiplantae; Streptophyta; Magnoliopsida; Brassicales; Brassicaceae
Source: the annotation of a GenBank genome assembly
AUGGGUUACAUAGGAGCUCAUGGUGUAGCAGCGCUUCAUAAGUACAAAUACAGUGGAGUGGAUCACUCUUAUCUUGCCAAAUACGUGCUUCAACCUUUUUGGACUCGUUUUGUCAAAGUCUUCCCUCUAUGGAUGCCACCAAACAUGAUAACGCUGAUGGGGUUCAUGUUUCUACUCACAUCUGCCCUGCUAGGCUACAUAUAUUCACCUCAGUUGGAUUCUCCUCCUCCACGAUGGGUUCACUUCGCACAUGGUUUACUUCUAUUCUUGUAUCAGACAUUCGAUGCGGUUGAUGGGAAGCAAGCAAGAAGGACAAAUUCCUCUAGCCCCUUAGGAGAGCUCUUCGAUCAUGGUUGUGACGCACUUGCUUGUGCGUUUGAAGCCAUGGCAUUUGGAAGCACUGCAAUGUGUGGAAGAGAUACUUUCUGGUUCUGGGUUAUUUCAGCUAUUCCGUUUUAUGGAGCUACAUGGGAACACUAUUUCACCAACACACUUAUUCUUCCGGUCAUCAAUGGACCUACAGAGGGUCUUGCACUGAUAUUCGUCAGCCACUUCUUCACAGCCAUUGUCGGAGCUGAAUGGUGGGCUCAGCAGUUGGGGCAGUCCAUACCAUUGUUUAGUUGGGUGCCAUUUGUGAAUGCGAUCCAAACCUCUAGAGCAGUACUAUACAUGAUGAUCGCUUUUGCUGUUAUACCAACCGUCGCAUUCAAUGUGUCAAAUGUCUACAAAGUUGUUCAAUCAAGAAAAGGGAGCAUGGUGUUAGCAUUAGCUAUGCUGUAUCCUUUUGUCGUUCUUCUUGGAGGAGUUUUGAUAUGGGAUUACUUGUCUCCAAUCAAUCUCAUAGAAACAUAUCCUCACUUGGUUGUACUCGGAACUGGCCUCGCAUUCGGAUUUCUAGUGGGAAGAAUGAUUCUUGCUCACUUGUGUGAUGAGCCAAAAGGACUGAAAACAAACAUGUGCAUGUCUCUACUCUAUCUUCCUUUUGCACUUGCAAACGCUCUAACCGCGAGGUUAAAUGCCGGGGUUCCACUAGUCGACGAGUUAUGGGUUCUUCUUGGCUACUGUAUAUUCACAGUGUCAUUAUACUUGCACUUUGCGACAUCGGUCAUCCAUGAGAUCACUGCGGCUCUUGGAAUCUACUGCUUCAGGAUCACGCGUAAAGAAGCUUGAAAAGAAACCUUAAGGGUGACUUUUUCUUUUGAUGUGGUUCGAAUGAUCAAAUAUGGGAGAUCGAUCGGUGAUGUAUUUCUUCUUAAUCAUCGUUGUCCUUUUGUAGAACUUUGUAUGAAUUUAUAAAUCUAUUUAAAAUGCACAAAUCAGCCCCUUUUCUUAUGGUCACAAGUUGCAAUAUUUCCUUGGCUCGUCCAUUGGUUUUCGAUUAGGAUUUGCGGAUUCCAUGUUUGGAAAGUCUAUUUUUUUUCUUUCCUUUAUGAUGUAAAAGAGUUGCAGAGCAAGGCACACAAAUUCAUUGGUUUCCAUGUUUGAAUCUUAUUUCCUUCUUAUGUAAAAGCAUUGCGUGCAGAGCAAGGCACAAAAUCAUUGGUUUUCCAUGAUUAGGAUCUGCGUUUUCGAUGUUUGCAAAGUCUUUUUUUUUUUGUUUUUUUCCCCUUUAUGAUGGUAUAUAAUAUAUAUCCCUUUCCUCUUUUUAUGAAAAAGCAAAAGCAUUGCGUGCAGAGCAAAUCUCAAAACCCUUGAAAAGCAGACUUGAUUUGCCCCCAAAAACGAUUAGCACACGGCUGAGAGACAGAAAUGGGGCCCGAUUCGGAAACUCUAUCUCGGGAGUACUUUGCGUACGUGAGUAAAGGUGGAUGCAUGGAACAAAUGGUGGGUGUAGCUUAUUGCACGGACGAAGCCGAGGAGAAGAAUGAAGACGCCUUCACUAAGUGUAAGGAAGCCAAAAAGAGGAGGGACGAGUGUUUUGAUGCUCACUCUGAUCACUAUAGGGUGUUUGGGUCGGUCCUCGAACCUGUUUUAGACCUGGUAGGCAACAAGAUCGACGACGACGUAAUAGCUGAGCGGCGGUUCAACGAGUUCAUGGAAGGAACGACUCUUGGAAAGCCUUGUCCUAAGCAAGAUUAGGGAGAAGACUAAGAGCGACUAAGCCUGAUUGAUUAAUUGAGUUUGUGACUGUAAGAUGAUUUCAUUUGGUCAUGUUUUUUUUAUGCUUUCUUUGUUUCCUGGAAUUAUCAAAUAUUGGGGUUGUUGAUGGUUGAGUUUCGAUACUGAAUAAGCCUGAUUGGGAUCACUUCGUCUUCGUCUUUUUUUCCUUAAAUUAUCAAUAUAUAAGAAACCUCAAGGGUGAAUUUAUUUUUGGGUGUGGAUCGUUGGAUCGAGACGGC